AAAAUGUUGAAUUUCAUGGAUUCAAAAUUAAAACCAGAUAUAAAAUCACUAAGUCCAUAUGAAGAUGGUUAUGAUGUAACAAAUCUUACAUCAUCGAAUUCAAUUGUAAAAAAACAAGGAUUUUUAGCCUAUAAAAGUGUACGACCACCAGUCGAUGUCAACAUAAAAUUAAUUUGUACCGUAAAUUUAAAUCAUAUCAUUAUCAAUGGUCGACGUGGUGCUCAACAAUCCACUGCCUUCGAAUUAUAUUUAAAAGAUGGAUGUAUCUCAAAUUACACGAGCAUAUCAAAAGUUUAUCUGGAAAACGAUGAAAUGGGGGUGGUUUUUUAUAAUAUGCGAACAUUUAAAGCAGACGAGCAUAGGAUACCAAAAUGUUUUAAAUUAGUUCCAUUGAGCCGUGUUCAUUGGCGUUUAAUUAUUAGUUGUGAUUAUUUAAAAAUACGAAUCCUACGAACGAAGGAUAUACCUUGCAUAGGUUCACUUGAAAUAUGGGGACAUAUAGCGAAAUAUUGUUCAAGUGAAUUGAAGAAUCAAGUCUUAAGAUUGUGCAACAGUGUAAAAAAAUCAGUUGAGGUCACCGAACAAUCUCCCAAAGAACCAUCAAAGCCAUCUAAAAGAAUAGAUUCCGGUUUUCAAGUUCCAAACGAGUUUUUAGACCAAUUAACGUUUGAAAUAAUGGCACAACCAAUGACUUUACCAUCUGGGAACACAGUAGAUCAAUCUACACUAGAUAAACAUGCCCAUUCUCAACAAAUGUAUGGUCGUGCACCAUUUGAUCCAUUUACAGGGCAAGUUUAUACAGCUACUUGUAAACCAAUGUUUAAUAGUGCGUUAAAAAAUCGAAUUGAUGCGUUUUUAUUACAAAAUUCCGAACAUGAAUCGAUAAAAAAUAUACCGCGUACUGUGGGUCGACAAACAUCAUCAAAAAGUGUAAAACGAACAUAUAGUGAAACAACAGUGACGAGUAAUUCUGAAAAUAUUGAUAGUUUAGAUUUGAUAUUAAACGAAACAUUAUCAAAAUUACCACGAUUUACAAAUUUUGAUGAAGAAAUUGAAUUGAACAUAUGUACAGUAUGUAAGACAAUGGAAAAUUUAUAUAAAUUAAAAUGUUCACAUUUAUUUUGUAGACAAUGUUUGAUUAUGUUAUCAGAUAACUGUACAAGAUGUAACCAGUUAUUUAAAAAAAGUGAUAUUGUACGUUAUCAUACUUAAUUACAACGCGUGUUUUCUUUUCAUUAUUGUUUUUUCUUUUAGAAAAUAUUACUUUUUGUUUCAAAUUACAGUCAAAUCUCGUUUAUUACAAUUUAGAGCUAUGGACUAAGAGCCAGCGCCUGCCAGACAUACGUUAAAGUACAAAAGCUGAAAUUUUUUUUGCGUAUUCUCAUUGGUGUGGGGAAUAAUCUUUGGGGGCUACAAACCUUGACUAACGAUGCCUUCGGUAGGUAUCAGAUAAUCAGGGGCGUAGUACCCGAGCUCUCUCAUGUUAAAGUAUAAAAGCUGAAAUUUACACAGAGUAUUCAAAUGACCGUUUUAAGUCAAUAAGUCAAUAUUG
This is a messenger RNA of Chrysoperla carnea, 1552 nucleotides long. RefSeq names its product RING finger protein 37. The transcript has a single exon. Gene Ontology annotation, biological process: protein polyubiquitination. Gene Ontology annotation, molecular function: ubiquitin-ubiquitin ligase activity; ubiquitin protein ligase binding. The record is from RefSeq and is a predicted model, not a curated record. The coding region runs from base 4 to 1212 and encodes 402 amino acids. NCBI's taxonomy places the organism in Eukaryota, Metazoa, Arthropoda, Insecta, Neuroptera, Chrysopidae. Gene Ontology annotation, cellular component: nucleus.